CAUUGUUGAUGCUCGAAAAACUUCUCUCGUGAAGUACAUUAUAUUUCAACGGAAGCAUCGUAGUCUCUGACUUUGGAUUUUGUUUGUUUUACAGAGUGAUGGACAUGUUGAGAUAUGAUAAAUUUACGAUUGGAUAUGCGUGGGUCUCGGAGUACGACAGUCCCGACGACCCUCGACAGUUUGAGAAUCUAUUGAAAUAUUCCCCACUCCACAACGUUAAGGCACCAUCGAAAGGCGUUCAAUUUCCAGCUACUCUUUUACUCACUGUCGAUCACGAUGAUCGCGACGUACCCCUUCACAGCUUCAAACUUGCCGCAACGCUGCAACAUGACAUCGGCAGAUUGCCUGAUCAGAGCAAUCCGAUUAUGAUCAAAAUCGAAAUCGAUGCGGGUCAUGGAGGCGAACAACCAGCGAUUCAAUUGGAAAUCGAAGAGGACACUGGGCGCGUUGACGCUGCAAAACAAGACGAAAUUAUAAUCAACUAUCCACUAGCUGACCGAUUUGAAUUUACCAUCAACGACUAUUUUGGUCAAAAGAUUCCUGAUCCAUAUGCAUGGCUCGAACAUCCAGAUUCCGAUGAGGUCAAACAGUUCAUUAAUAAGCAAAAUGCAGUAACUACUGCGUAUUUAUCCGGAGGACUGAUACGCCAAAAAAUAAAAGACGAAUUGACGAAACUCUGUGAUUUUCGGACAUACUCGUGUCCAAAGAAACACGGAAAUAAAUAUUAUUACAACAUAGAUUCAGGACUGCAAAGUCAAAGUGUUUUGCAUGUUCAAGAUAGCCUGAACAGCGAGCCUAGAGUCUUUCUGGAUCCUAAAAUUUGUUGUGCAAAUGAAGUGGUCUCCAUAACUGAUAAAGUAUUCAGCGACAAUGGCGAAAUAUUGGCUUUCAGUGCGUCCGUCAACGGGUCCGAUUGGAAUGAAAUUUAUUUCAAGAAUACCGAAACAGGAUUCAUGUAUCCCGAAGUUUUGAAAAGAGUUAAAUACUCUACGAUAAUGUGGACAAAGGACAAUAAAGGCAUUUUUUACGGCGCGUAUCCCGAAGAAAACGAAGUCCUAGAAAAUAAGGAUAUUCGAAAAGUCGAAAACCAAAAAUUAUACUAUCAUAUUGUGGGAACUGAGCAAUCGAAAGAUGUUUUAGUAGUGGAAUUUCCAGACGAGCCAUAUUUCAGGAUCAAAGCUCAAGUGGUCGACUAUAAUGGAUUGUUGCUAAUAUUUGCCAUGAAUGAUACUGACAAUACAAGAAUGUAUCUGACGCGAUUGCCCGUCGGAAAAAUCAGUCAAAAGUUUCAUUUAGAAAAAAUCAUUGACGAGCCGCAAAGCACCUACGAAUACGUGACAAACGAUGGGCCAAUGGCGUUUUUCGUAACGAAUAAAAAUGCACCGAAUUUUCAACUGAUAAGGAUCGAUCUGGAGCAUCCUAAGACGGCAGCGUCGAUUGUAUUGCCUCAACAUGCCAUUAAUGUUCUCAGCUGGGUUCGGGCUGUCGAUAAAGAUAAAUUGGUCACGUGUUACAUCGAAAAUGUCAAAAGCGUUCUCCAACUUUACAGCUUAAAUACUGGCAGGCUUUUGAGAACUUUUCCUCUCGAGGUCGGUACAAUUGCCGAAUUUUCUGGAGAUAAAAAAAAUUCGGAGAUUUUUUACCGGUUCACAUCGUUCUUGACACCAGGAAUUAUUUACAGAGUGGAUUUGAGAGAGGACAAAGCACCAGAAAUUUUUAAAACUAUGGGAAACGAUAACCUGGACCUGCGUGAGUACGAAACCAAGCAAGUUUUUUACAAAAGCAAAGAUGGAACGCGAAUUCCCAUGUUCAUCGUCGCCAAAGCGGACAGUGUGAAGGAUGGAACUAUGCCUGCAAUCCUGCACGGAUAUGGCGGUUUCGGCGUCAGCGUACAGCCGUUUUUCAGUGCAAAGACCCUGCUAUUUGUUAAACACUUUAAUGGUGUAUUCGCUGUUGCCAAUAUUCGAGGAGGAGGCGAAUAUGGGGAAGAAUGGCACGAGGCUGGAAAGCUCUUUAAAAAGCAAAACACUUUUGAUGAUUUCCAAAGUGCAGCAGAGUAUUUAGUCCAGAAUGGAUUUACAUCUCCGUCAAUGUUGACUAUUGAAGGUGAAAGUAACGGAGGAUUGUUAGUUGCUGCGUGUAUCAAUCAGAGACCUGAAUUAUUUGGUGCAGCAAUUGCAAAUGUUGGAGUAAUGGACAUGUUGAAAUAUCACAAUUUUACGAUUGGAUAUGCGUGGGUCCCGGAAUACGGCAGUUCUGAUAAUCGUAAAGAGUUCAUCAAUUUAUUAAAAUAUUCUCCGCUUCACAACGUAAAAAGACCACCGAAAGGCGUUCAAUUUCCAGCUACUCUUUUACUCACUGCCGAUCACGACGAUCGCGUCGUACCUCUUCACAGUUUGAAACAUAUCGCGACGCUGCAAUAUCAUAUUGGAAGAUCACCCUUUCAACGUAAUCCGAUUUUAGCCCGAAUCGAAAAACAAGCCGGUCACGGUAGCGGCAAAUCAUUAACGAAACAGAUCGAAGAGGCUGCUGAUUCCAUGACGUUCAUUGUGAAAGCAUUGAACUUGCAGCACAGAAGAAGAAGAACGAAAAAUAAUCAAAAGUGUUGAACAAAACUUGAAUUUUCUCGGGUCUUGCCGACACACUCUCAAGUAUGUAAACGAACAAAAUCUUUCUGAAAGAAUGUACAGAAUUUCUGGAAAAAGCAUUAAAACUUUUUUGGAUAUCGUUGACUUGAUGUUUUGGGGACAACACGAAUCAUUUAAAAUAGUGAAAGAUCACGAAAUGAAAUCCCGAAAUGACUCCCUAUUCGAGUGUUGUAUCAAAUAUUUCGUUAUUAUUUUAUCGUAAAAUGUUCAAAUCCUUUGGGUUCGUCAACGUCAGAAUUUUCUGCAUAAUUCAAAGGGAAAUAAUGAAAAAUAAUAAAAACAAUAACAAGGAUGUUAAACGAAAAUUCUGCGAAUGAAUUAUGAUUUUAUGAAUAAAAAUAAAGAAAAUUUUCAUCAUCGGACGCACAUUAAUCCCAUCGUCUUGUGGAACUUUCAUUUUUUCACCAGGCCAAUUCACUACAAAUGGCGAUCACUUCAACUUCACAAGUCAGGGGAAAUCAGCCAAUCUCGAGUACACAGAUACGCUAUCCAUCUUGACUUGUCUAGUCAAAAUUGUUCUUUUUUUACUUAUUGGCGCAAAGACGCUGCCGCGACGACGUUUCUAGAUAUCGGAUCGGUAAUAAAAGUAAUUUCUAUGAUCGACUUUUAUGAACGAAAUCACAAUUUCAA
Venturia canescens is the source of this 3278-nucleotide messenger RNA. Its product is annotated as prolyl endopeptidase-like. Gene Ontology annotation, molecular function: serine-type endopeptidase activity; oligopeptidase activity. The coding region runs from base 99 to 2609 and encodes 836 amino acids. The record is from RefSeq and is a predicted model, not a curated record. The transcript is spliced from 13 exons. Gene Ontology annotation, cellular component: cytosol. Gene Ontology annotation, biological process: proteolysis. NCBI's taxonomy places the organism in Eukaryota, Metazoa, Arthropoda, Insecta, Hymenoptera, Ichneumonidae.